Molecule: messenger RNA, 2215 nt
Organism: Nomia melanderi (Alkali bee)
Lineage: Eukaryota; Metazoa; Arthropoda; Insecta; Hymenoptera; Halictidae
Cellular component (GO): membrane
Source: RefSeq, a predicted model, not a curated record
GUGCGCUGUGCAACGGCGUCUUGUGUCGCGGUCGUCACGUGUGUUACAGUAGCGAAGGUAGGGUAUGUGGAAUAGCGCUCAAGCGCGCACAUACGUCAGUAGCACGGUAAGAGACACGACGUUAGCUGGACAUCGACUGGUGUAGUCGACGAAAAAAAGGGAGAAAAAAAAAGGAUCCUGUGAUUCAGAAGAAGUCUUCCGAGGGUGUACCAUGCCAAAGGAGAACGGAAAUUAGGACGACAAAAGCAGUCAACAUCGACCUGGAACUGUCAUGGAACGGCUCUCGAGAGUGGCAUGUUAUUUUCGAUGGAUGAGAAACACGACACCUCACGACAUAAGCGAACCGAUCGCUGAAGAUGAUGGGAAAACCGUGGAGGUUGAACGAUGUAAAAAUGUCGGGUGUAAUUUCGAAGCUUCGAAGCGGCUUUGCAACAUUUUGGAGAGUAUCCUUCUUUGGGAGAACUCCGUGAACAGUAUCUCCGUCGUCAUCGUAUUCAACAUACUGUUUUGGGGUAUUAUUGUGUUAGAGGUUCGUGGCUUUGCUGCAGCCAGCAGUGCUGCGCUGGUCAUAGUCCUGUGCUAUAGUACCUUGGAAGCCCAUGUUCAAAAAGAGAAUAAAGCACCUAACACAACUAUAUCAUGCGCGAAAAUAGAACAGAUUGAGAAGAUUGGAAAAAAAGUGAAAUCAGCAAUUUAUAGUUUGAAACAAUUGAGAAAAGAUCAACCAGGAGUGUUUUGCACUGCGGUAUGUUCUCUCUCUUUGUGUUUAUGGAUUAUUGGUCGUACUAUAAAUGGUGUACUUCUUGCGUACACAAUAUGUAUGAGCAUUCUGCUUGGACCUGCAUUAUUAUUAAAACUACCAAAUAAGAUGUUAUCGCAUAAAGAAUGGGAUAGCGAAAUUGAAGAAUUUUUACCAGCAGUAACAGAGGACAAUCUUCAAGUUCUUACAAGGGCAGGAGAAUCAGGAGAUCAAUCUCCGACACCAACGAGUGUGUUGUCUGAUGCUCAAAAUGAAUUUUUUAAUGAUGAUGAUCUUAUGGGUUUGAAAAUGCCAUCCCAUGAAGAUGGAAGUACUGAUGGUGUAGAAGUUUCGGAAUUAGAACUUAGUGUUGAAGAAACGGAGAUGGAUGGUAGUAAAUUCCAAAAUGGUCAUUUUGAAAAAGGGUCAUCCUCUGAAGGAGAAGCAGAACUCGAACCACUAUCAAGAAAAUCAAUUAGUCACAGUGAUGAAAGUGGUAGCGAAUUUGAAAUAAUUGAUAGUCAGGAUGUUGAUGACUUAGACAUUGCAUGAAAAUUACAAAAAUGUGAACUGUGAAGUUAUUAUUAUGCAGAAAUAGGCUUAAAGCAGUUGAUAAUUUUAAAUAUAGGGUACUGGACCCUAUUAAUGUGCCAUUAAACUAACUUGCAUGUUAAUGAAUUACUUAAUGAAUUCUUUGAUUCUAAUUUAGUCUGCUCAAAUUUUUUAAUUAUAAAUUUUUCUGGUCACUGCACUCUCAGAAGUAUUUUAUAAUAUAAUUACUGCUUCCUCUAGUGGAAACAAUAUUAAUUAUCAAUUCAUUUACUUCUGUUAAGUAUUUAUUCCUUAACGUUUCAUAAGGAAAAUAAUGUUUAUUAUACUUCAGUUAUUUAAAAAUGCCACAUUUUCUUUAGAACACGUACAAUUAAUAAUUUAACUCAACUUAAAGAAAGGAUUCGAAUAUUUUCCCCAAUUCUUUUAUGGUUUUGUUUGACCAUAAAGGCACACUAAUAGAGACAGACUCACUAAUGCAAACCAGUACCUUAUUUUAUAUAUAAUUCGUUAAUGAUAUAAUCAAAAUUAUUUUGUUUAUUUGUUAGCUAUACGCUUCAAUUUAUUGAAUAAAUGUUAACAAAUUUGUAUUAGUAUUAUUGGAGAAAAUUAUGUUUAGGAAAAUAAUGUCAGUUAUUUUUUAUUAGACUUCUGACUGAAGUAAAAUUUGGAUAAUUAGAAUUAGAGAUUUUUUGACUUUGUGCAAAUGAUAGCUUCUCAGUAGUUUACUUGUACCAAUGUAUACUUAUGUUGAAGUAUACUUAUAAAGUUGUACAUAUUAUACGCAAAAAAGAAAUUUUAUCAUUUUAAUUUUUAUUUUUGUUGACAUAUAAAUUAACUAUACCUGUAGUAUGUGUACGAAGUUUUUGGUGUAUAUAAAAGUUCAAUUAUUAAUAAGAAAUUAAAAAAGAGAAAUCGAUGAAAUAA